AUGGAGCAGGAGAAACUGGGCUGUUCGAUCUGUUUGAAUCUACUGAAGGAUCCGGUGACUAUUCCCUGUGGACACAGCUACUGUAUGAACUGUAUUAGAAGCUACUGGGAUGAAGAGGAUCAGAAGGAAACUCACAGCUGUCCUCAGUGCAGACAGACGUUCAGACCGAGGCCUGACCUGGUGAGAAACACCGUGAUGGCAGAUUUAGUGGAGGAAGUGAAGAAGACCAGACCUAAAGCUGCUUCUAUUGAUCUCUGCUAUGCUGGACCUGGAGAUGUGUCCUGUGAUUUCUGCACUGGGAGGAAACUGAAAGCUGUCAAGUCCUGUCUGCAGUGUCUGGUCUCUUAUUGUGACCAACACCUCCAGCCUCACUAUCAAUCUCCUGCUUUCAAGAAACACAAACUAGUCAACCCGUCCAGGAAGCUUGAAGAGAACAUCUGCUCUCGUCAUGAUAAGAUGAUGGAGAUUUUCUGCCGCACUGAUCAGCAGUGUAUCUGUUAUCUGUGCUCCUUGGAUGAACAUAGAGGUCAUGAUACAGUUUCAGCUGCAGCAGAAAGGAACGACAAGCAACGAGAGCUGGCAGAGAAUCGAGAGAAGAUCCAGCAGAGGAUCAGAGAGAAGGAAGAAGGGAUGAAGGUGCUGCAGCAGGAGAUGGCCGAGCUGAGGAGGAGAAGCUCUGAGCUGGAGCUGCUCUCACAAACAGACGACCACAUCCAGUUUCUGCAGAACUACACCCUGCUGGGGCGUCUCAGUGAAGCUACAGACUCGGCUGUGUCGGACGCCACGGAUAAACCUCAGGACGUUCUGAGAGAAGAGUCGACCGAGAGCUCACAGAUGAACGCUGAAGUGGGGGUUUUGCUGUCACAAGCAGAUCGAAAGAUCAGAGAUAAACUCUUAAAAUAUUCCUGUCAAACCACACUGGAUCCAAAUACGGCACAUUACUGCAUCAAGGUAGAGGAUAGAUUCAGAGCUACGUUUAAUUUUACUACUAAACCCUUAGGUAGAGAUCAUCCAGACAGAUUCACUGACUGGUAUCAGGUGUUGUGUAGAGAGAGUACGGCUGACAGUUGUUACUGGGAGGUGGAGUGGGAGGGAAGUAGUGUUUUUAUAGCUGUCUCAUCAAAAAGUAUCAGCAGAGCAGGAGCAGAAAGUGCAUUUGGAAGCAAUGACAAGUCCUGGUCUUUACAGUGUUUCUCUGAUGGUUAUGAAUUCAGACACAACAACUCCAGAACUCCUGUCUCAGGUCCUCCGUCCUCCAGAAUCGGAGUUUGUCUGGAUCAGAGUGUAGUUGGAAACGGUUACGGUGGAACUUACAAGAAGAGGACUCUGUCCUUCUACAGCAUCACUGACGCCAUGACUUUACUCCACAAAGUUAAUAUAUGUUAUGAUUGGCAGGUCUGUCUUGGGUUUGGUUUAUAUGACGGUUCUUCUGCUGAAAUCUGCAAACUUUCAAACACAUAAAGACAAAAGUCAUGGAAGUUAUCUGGAGGGUGUUUCUUGUUUUAAAUCUGAGUCUUCACCCAACAACAAUAAUUAACAUUUGUCUCUUUUUUCCUGUCAGUCAGGAUUGUAUCUUAAAGUUGAUGUUUAUAAGAAAUAACAGCAGGACAUGAUUUUUUUUUAAAAAAAAACACAACAUGUUAAAUUGAACUUCUUUGAUUAUGUGACAGAUUAUUACUGGAUGUUUGGAUUGUUCUCUAACUGCUUUGAUCAAAUAUAAUCUAUUGUCUGUUGUAACAGUUUUGGUUUGAUUAUUGAUUUGUUUAUUGAUCUGUACAGCUGGUUUAUGUGUAUACUGUGAUGUUAGCGACAAUCUACUAACGAUAGAGUUUGUUUUAAAAGUGUAGUGUUCCAGAAAUGUCAUUCAGUCUCCUUGGAACAUGUAGAAAACAUAUUUUUCCACUGCUUUAAAUUAAUCAGUUUUAUAUUAUAAAGUAGCCUCUGUUCUUUUUCUGCCUUUGUAGUCAAUCAGUUCAGAUUAUUCAUGAAUUAAAUGGAAAAAAAAUGUGUGUGAACUUGUUUCAAAGCAUUCUGUUUUUGGUUCA
This is a messenger RNA of Acanthochromis polyacanthus (spiny chromis), 2045 nucleotides long. Its product is annotated as tripartite motif-containing protein 16-like. The coding region runs from base 1 to 1461 and encodes 486 amino acids. The record is from RefSeq and is a predicted model, not a curated record. Gene Ontology annotation, molecular function: zinc ion binding. The transcript has 2 exons. NCBI's taxonomy places the organism in Eukaryota, Metazoa, Chordata, Actinopteri, Pomacentridae.